CGCAUGACUGGGACAUUUUUUAACCCGAAAUACCCUUGUCUACCCUGUUAUUAAUCUCAAUACACAUUCCCAUUGAAUUGUUUAUAUCGGCUGAUACUACUUGAUUUUAUUCUGCUUUUGGAUCAUCUCCCCCAAAAAUGAAAUAUUUACUAGCAGUUUUCGUAAUCUUGGAGAGUUUUUUGUCAAUUGAGGCAGCAGCAGACAAAUGGAACUAUACUGAUCAGGCCUCAUGGAGCAAGAUGUCGGGAUCUCAGUGCAGUGGGACCAGCCAGUCCCCCAUCAAUCUGCCUCCCAUGGUAGAAAUGGAGUACAGUAAAAAUCUGAAACCGUUCCAGUUUUCUGGCUAUGAGGUGGUGGUGACAGACCCUGUGGUUCACAACAAUGGACAUACAAUUCAAGUCGGAUUUACAAAUGACGCUUCGAUAUCAGGGGGAGAUUUAGGUCAAACAUUCAAAGCGGCCCAGUUCCAUUUCCACUGGGGCAGUGACAACACCAAGGGGUCGGAACAUACCUACAACGGCAAGUCCUACCCUGCAGAGCUUCAUAUUGUCCACUACAACACAAAGUACCCAAGCCUAACGGAGGCGGUAGACAAAGUAGAUGGGCUCGCAGUAUUGGGAUUUUUCAUCGAGGUUGGUCCAAUUCAUAACUGCAAUUUCGGACCAGUUGUAGAUGCCUUAACAAAUGUCCAACCUGGGGUUUCUCAGUACAGCAUCAACACGACAGCUAACCCCUUCAAACUCCGCCACGUGCUCCCCAUGCAGCUAACCGACUACUAUAGGUACAUGGGCAGCCUGACCACACCCACCUGCUUGGAGACCGUCAAAUGGACCGUGUUCAGAGACCUCCUGUACAUGUCCGAAGAACAGUUACAAAAGCUGAGAAGUGUAUACUUCGACUCAUCUAAAACGAUGCAGAUGGUGGACAACUGGCGGCCCCCUCAGCCCCUGAAUGGGAGAAAGGUCUACAUUAGUUUCGAUGUGAAGGCAAACUCCUCCCCUACUCCUGUGUUCAGCUCCGCCAUGUUCCUCGUUCUUCUGUGUAUACAUCGCGUGUUUAUAUAAAAACAGUUCAAUAUUGUGUAUAAUAUAAUCAUAUCUACUGCAGAAUGACACUAAUGUAGCCCCGUGAUAGAUAUAUCACCCGUGAUAGAUAAGUGAUAGUUAGUACCGACGAUAGAUGAUCACCGCCUAUAGGGCUAAUCUUGGGCUCCCUCACACUAACACCUAGCUGCAAUAAUGUAGCCCUCUCCCGAUUUUUUUUUUGGGGGGAGAGGGCUACAACUCCAUAGGAUCUCCGUGAUGGUGCAAGUGCGGUCCCGAGUGAUUCACUCCCGCAACGAUUUAGUCUCAAAUCGUAUAUAAAUGACAAUAACAUCUGCAUUUCUUACCUGAACUCAAACAUUGUAGAUGUCUAUGGCAUAAAUUAAUCCAAAAAUAUCAGAUAUAGUCCAUAUAUCGGUUAUUUUCGUAUAUGUCAACAACGCAAGUUGAAUUUGUCUGCCAUGUUUACUGACCUUGACCGGUUUUAUUUUGGGACAGCCAAUGAGAAUUUAGGAGCGGAUCUUGAACUGAAUAUAGGAAUUCCCCUAUUUUAAACAUAAUUAACGCGGUAAAUAUGAAUUUUCCAUUAUAUACUAUUUCCUUAAAUGAUGUUUUAGUGAUAGAACGAGGUAAGAUCGAUUAUUUACACUGACAUUCACGUUAUCAAGCCCAUCAAAACUCCAAGCAUAAAUCCCAUAAAAUCACGCCAGAACUGCCAUGGCUGCUGAAAAAGACGACUGGUAAACAUGCUGAUGUGUUUUAUCUGGUUUUGAUUUAUAUACGAUCAUUACGGAGAUCCUUUGGAAUUGUAGCCCUCUCCAGUAAACAUGAGAUAUAAAAAAUCGGAGAGGGCUACAUUAUUGCAGCUAACUAACACCCAGUAACACCAAACAGCAGAGACUUCAGAGACCAGUGUUAGCGUUUGUGUGUGAGUCUUGGAUUAGCUAGAAACAUGUACGUUGUAUAGUCUAGAUAUAUAGUCGCUAUAGCAUUAAGAUGGUUGGAUGGUCGUGGCCAUUUUUUAGACCAUGUUAAUCUCCUUGAGAAGAAGAGCUUCAUAUAAGAUAUGAGGGAAAAUCAAAUUUUAAAGCUAAAAUAGUUAGGCUUUUAUUCACUUCAUGAUAGUUUAAGGCCAAAAUAUCAUAUAUAAAAUUUGAAGAUACUACUAGAUCACCCAGCAUCCUUAAAAGUCGCAAAAUGUUUUACACAAUCAUGUAUAAACGUUGUAGCUAGCAUUGACAAAUACUAGUUAGAUGUAGUCUAUUUGUAAAAGGUGAUUCAGGUGAAUGGGUUUUAUUUUCAUUCAAAACAUUUAUUUGUUGUUAUUCAAUAACCGUUCAAUUAUUGCAAUAAAAUUUAUAUUUAUAAUUAA
Molecule: messenger RNA, 2415 nt
Organism: Magallana angulata
Lineage: Eukaryota; Metazoa; Mollusca; Bivalvia; Ostreida; Ostreidae
Product: carbonic anhydrase-like
Exons: 7
Coding region: 138-1064 (308 amino acids)
Cellular component (GO): plasma membrane
Molecular function (GO): carbonate dehydratase activity; zinc ion binding
Source: RefSeq, a predicted model, not a curated record